This is a messenger RNA of Cooperia oncophora, 276 nucleotides long. Lineage: Eukaryota; Metazoa; Nematoda; Chromadorea; Rhabditida; Trichostrongylidae. The record is from the annotation of a GenBank genome assembly.
AUGGUCGCAGCAGAUGAUUGUUGUCCAUUUACGUGGGAGUUCGAGAACUUCAUUCAGAAUGAGGCUCGACCCCUUGGCGUGGAAGUGGAAGACCUGGAAACCAUACGUAUCAACUUCCUCCUUGGAUCAAAAGGUAUUGAAUUGGCAUACGCCUUUGCUGAUUACACGGCCACAGCUAUACGAGAUGUUAUGCAGUUGGAAGUAUAUGACGGUAUGGAUCCAAGCAAGCUGCAGCUCAACGUCGUCAAAGCUCCAAACUGUCGCGCACGUCUAUAA